Messenger RNA from Oppia nitens, 2384 nucleotides. RefSeq names its product mitochondrial Rho GTPase 1-like (gene Miro). Gene Ontology annotation, biological process: regulation of mitochondrion organization; mitochondrion organization; small GTPase-mediated signal transduction. The transcript is spliced from 11 exons. Gene Ontology annotation, cellular component: mitochondrial outer membrane. The record is from RefSeq and is a predicted model, not a curated record. NCBI's taxonomy places the organism in Eukaryota, Metazoa, Arthropoda, Arachnida, Sarcoptiformes, Oppiidae. Gene Ontology annotation, molecular function: calcium ion binding; GTPase activity; GTP binding. The coding region runs from base 333 to 2327 and encodes 664 amino acids.
GCCACUAAAACAGUGAUAUUAUUGAUAAUAAUAAUAAUAUGAUUGUAUUUAUUAUGUUAUUUUCAACACAUAAUUGAUAAUCAAAUUUGACAUUUAAUUAGUUGAAUGAUUAGAUUGUAUUCAAUCAAUAAAUCAUUCAAUUAUUUAGGAAAAGAAAACAUAUUUUUGAUAUUAAUUUCAUAACAAAUCUGGCAUUUGAUCCAAACAUCUACUCAUUGUCUCGUAAUGUGUCUUCAAUUAGAAAGGUUUGAUCACAACUGUUGUCACAUUUAAGACAUCGGGUGUGAAGUCUGGUCACAGUUUGCUUCUCAGUGUUAUAUUUGUGACCACAAAUGGUCAACUUGUCGGCCGAAAUGGUCAGUGAAAACGGCAAGAAAUGGUGUCGUAUUUUAUUAGUCGGAGAAGCCGGUGUCGGCAAGACUUCACUUAUAUUUUCAUUGGUCAGCGAAGAGUUUCCAGAAGACGUGCCGCCAAAGGCAGAAGAGAUUACAAUACCGGCUGAUGUGACCCCUGAAAGGAUCUCAACUCAAAUUGUCGACUAUUCGGCUCAAGAACAACCACACGAUGUACUCGUCGAAGAGAUCCGUAAAGCAAAUGUUAUUUGUGUUGUCUAUGCCGUCGAUGACGACGAAACAAUUGAUAAGAUAACUAGUUAUUGGUUGCCAUUAAUUCGGGAUGAGUUGGGCGAAGAGCACAGCACUCCCGUUGUUUUAGUCGGAAACAAAGCCGAUUUAGUCGAUUACAGUUCACUUGAUGUGGUCCUACCGGUUAUGAAUCAAUUYUGUGAAGUGGAGACAUGUGUUGAAUGUUCGGCUAAAAGUUUGAAGAAUAUAUCCGAACUGUUUUAUUACGCACAGAAGGCUGUUCUUCAUCCAACAGCACCUCUUUAUUCACCCGAUGAUAGAGACUUAACAGAAAACUGCAAGAAAGGAUUGACGCGAAUCUUUAAAUUAUGUGAUUUAGACAACGAUGGAGUACUCAAUGAUCACGAACUCAAUCGAUUCCAAAGACGAUGUUUUGAUAGUCCACUUCAACCACAAGCACUGGAAGACGUCAAGAAUAUCGUUAAACGUAGUAUUCCUGACGGAGUCUUUGAUGAUGGCUUGACUCUCUCUGGUUUCCUAUUUCUUCAUACUUUGUUUAUUCAAAGAGGAAGACAUGAAACCACAUGGACUGUCUUAAGGAAGUACGGGUAUAACGAUGUCGUUCAACUUAGUGAACAAUAUUUAAGACCCAAAGUAGACGUCCCAUUGGGUUGUAGUACUGAGUUGACAUCUCAGGGAUACGACUUUUUAAGAAAAUUGUUCCUCAAAUACGACAAAGACAAUGAUGGAGCUCUUUCACCCAAUGAGUUACAAAAUGUUUUCAGUGUUUGCGAACGAUUACCUGUUUGGGUUAAUGAAGAUAUCUCUGGUAUUGUUGAAUGUAAUGAUAAGGGAUGGGUUACACUACAAGGAUUUCUUGCCAUUUGGACGCUUAUAACUGCCAUUGAUGUCAGCCAAACAUUUGAAUAUUUUGCGUAUUUUGGUUAUAUAUCGCCACCUGAAGAGAAUCAAUUAUCUUCAGUUUAUGUGACAAGAGAUAAGAGAAUUGAUCUGCAAAAGAAACAAACGAGUCGUAACAUAUUUUCGUGUCAUUUGGUUGGACCUCAAGGGGCGGGAAAGACAUCUUUCAUGAAAGGAUUUCUCGGAAAGAGUUUACAACAAACUAAAGCCAAUACAAGUCUUAACAAUAAAAUUAGUCUUUAUUCCAAUUAUGUCGUCAAUACUAUUCAAAUAUAUGGUCAACAAAAGUAUUUAAUUAUCCGUGAAAUAGAUAUUUUUACUCUUAAUGACCGACUAUCAGAACCUGAGUUGAUAUGUGAUGUCGCGUGUCUUAUGUAUGACUCAACAGAUCCCAAAUCAUUUGAAUUUAUUGCCCGAACUUUUUUGAAAUGUUUUAUGAACACUAAACUCCCGAUCCUAGUGGUGGCGGCAAAGAGUGAUGAACUGGCAGUUCGACAGCAAUACACACUACAACCUGACGAGUUUUGCGGUAAAUAUAAGCUUCCGCCGCCUCAUUAUUUUAGUGUCAACAAAGAAGAGCUUCUCAAAGAGGUUUAUGUCAAGUUGGCAACGAUGGCCGCCUAUCCUAACCUCAGGCGACUGGUACAUGUCCUUCUCAUGCGGCCAACUCAGUCAUGGGUCUCACAACAAAUAGAUACUCUCCAGAGUUGUCUUCCCGAUACAAACGCAUUAAUGAAAGCCGGAGUCGGUUUGGCCACACUUACUAUAGUCGGACUCUAUAUAAUUCGGUUAAUGAAAGCAACAAAUUCUGGACAGAGAUAAUACAUUAUAUUUAAAAAAAAUAAUUACUAAUUGAUAUUAUUUGAGAUAAUUAGAGAC